Funneliformis caledonium is the source of this 158-nucleotide messenger RNA. The record is from the annotation of a GenBank genome assembly. NCBI's taxonomy places the organism in Eukaryota, Fungi, Glomeromycota, Glomeromycetes, Glomerales, Glomeraceae.
AUGUCUUCAACAGUCGCCAUUGGUAGAGAGUUCGAACAGAAAAACGUAGACUUAUUAAAGGCGAAGAACGUACAGGUGCAAAAUAUCUGGGAAAAGAAAGCUCUUCGUGGCAACGGUUUAGUGAACGGUUCUUCCCAGUUUCCGAAAUCCCAAAUUCG